Hibiscus syriacus is the source of this 2457-nucleotide messenger RNA. RefSeq names its product zinc finger MYM-type protein 1-like. NCBI's taxonomy places the organism in Eukaryota, Viridiplantae, Streptophyta, Magnoliopsida, Malvales, Malvaceae. The transcript is spliced from 8 exons. The record is from RefSeq and is a predicted model, not a curated record. Gene Ontology annotation, molecular function: protein dimerization activity. The coding region runs from base 1 to 2457 and encodes 818 amino acids.
AUGACUUUUGUCAGGAAAAUCAAUCCUUUAGUGGUCUCCCGUGAUUAUAAAGAUUCCGGUGGUUGGAAGGGUGACGGUGUUGCAGAGAGCCAGAGACCCCCUCCAGUGCAACUGCAACUAUGCAAAUGGCUUCGGGGUUCUAUUGGUAACUAUUUUAAAAGGAAAUUAGAUGUUGGUACUGAUGGAAGUAGUGAAGGAUCUUCUAAAAGAAAUAGCUCAAAUGAAGUUCCACAAAGACCACAACCUACCACUGUGUCACCUACUCCCAUGGCUUCCAUUCCAACAACUAUUAAUAUGAAUGAUCUUCCUUCGGAUCUGACGGAUAGACCAAAAAUUACAUCUUAUCAUCCAAAUCAAAAAGAUGAAAUAAGAAGGGCAUAUUGUAUUAAAGGACCAUGUCAACCAAGGGGUCAUACUUUUCCAUCAAAAAAGAUAGGUCCUAAGCUAAGACGCUUUAUCGUUGAAUGGUUUGAUGAAUUUGAUUGGUUAGAGUAUAGCAUAAAGGAGGACAAAGCUUAUUGUUUAUGUUGCUACUUAUUUGGAGAUAUUGUAGGACAACAAGGUGGGAGAGAUGCAUUUGUGACGGAAGGAUUUAGCACUUGGAGUAAAAAGAAAUCGUUAUAUGCUCAUGUAGGUAAUGUUGAUAGUUUAUGUAACAUCCCAAACUAUAGAUUUUUGUUGGAAAAUAAGUUACCGUUUCAUGGCCAUGAUGAGUCGGAUGACUCCAUUUCCAAAGGGCUUUUCAUUGAAACAUUAUCUUUGAUUAGAGAACACAAUGAGAGUAUUUAUAAUGUUACCUUAGAAAAGGCUCCGAAGAACGAUAAAUUGACAUCUCCAAAGAUUCAAAAAGAUAUUGUUGAAUGUUUUUCAAAAGAAAUAAUAAAGUCCAUUUGUGAUGAAAUUGGUAAGGAUGUGUUUGCCAUAUUAGUUGACGAGUCUAGUGAUGUAUCUAAAAAGGAGCAAAUGGCUAUGGUUUUGAGAUAUGUUGAUAGACUUGGAGUUGUUAAGGAGAUAUUUAUUGGAGUUGUUCACGUGACGGAUACAUCUUCUUUGACUCUUAAAGCUGCCAUUGAUUCCGUAUUUACUGACAAUAAAUUAAGCAUGGCUCAGGUAAGAGGGCAAGGUUAUGAUGGAGCAAGUAAUAUGUGUAGUGAGUUUAACGGUUUGAAAGCGUUGAUCUUAAGAGAUAAUAAGUCAACAUAUUAUGUACAUUGUUUUGCUCACCAACUUCAAUUAGUGAUCGUGGCGGUUGCAAAGAGUCAUGAUGGUGCUCAUGAAUUCUUUGAGCAACUAGCUUUGGUGGUUAAUGUGGUUUGUGCUUCCUGCAAAAGAAAGGAUAUCAUACGAGAGAGCUACAAAAAGAGAUUGAAAACGGAAAUUGGUAUUGGUGAAACUGAAACCGGAAGAGGGUUGAAUCAAGAGCUUUAUCUAAUUCGAGCAGGAGAUACAAGAUGGGGUUCCCAUUAUAAAACAAUCAUAAGUUUGAUGAAUUUGUUUCCUGAAGUUAUUGAGGUGCUUAAAUAUGUUGAAGAGGACGGCUCAACUUUAUCUAACCGAAAUCAAGUGUACGGUCUCACGGAUACCUUGUCAAGACAUCUUCAAAGAAAAGAUCAAGAUAUUUUGGAAGCGGCUUCAUUGGUAAGAGCAACAAAGAAAUCAUUGCAAACUUUAAGAAAUGACAGCAUUGAAACUUUGGAUAUGUCAGAAUAUUAUGUUACUCCAAGAAACCGUAGGACCAAGAUUACUAAUCAGCAUCAUUUUGAGGUUGAGAUUUUUAACACGGUUUUGGAUAUGCAAAUUUUAGAAUUUGGGGAUCGAUUUAGUGAGGUAAGCACCGAAUUGCUAGAAAACAUGGCGGCUUUAAGUCCUUCUGAUUCAUUUUCUAAGUUUGAUAAAUCAAAGUUGUUGAAGUUAAGUGAGAUGUACCCAGAUGAUUUUAGUGAUUCAGAAAGGACAUAUCUUCUUGGUCAACUUGAUAUCUACUAUCACUCUUUGCUACAUGAUGACAAAUUUGCUAACUUGAAUGGAAUUGCCGACCUUUCUCGCUUGAUGGUGGAAACAGGGAAACAUCGUUCUUUUCUUUUGAUCUAUAGGUUAUUAAAGUUAGUUUUGGUUCUGCCGGUUGCAACUGCAACGGUUGAAAGAUGUUUUUCUGCAAUGAAGCUUUUAAAGACAGACUUGCGCAACAAAAUGAGUGACGAUUUUAUGAAUCAUGCCUUGAUUUGCGCAAUAGAAAAAGAAGCACUUUUAGAUGUUAAGAUUGAAAGUUCUCGAGUUCGAGUUUUUGUGUAUGAAAAAAAUCUCUGCUGGGAGAUUCACCUACCUAAACCGGGAGAUUCAGAGAAUUGGGGUAUUGGUAAGAGCGAUGACGAUGACGGGUUAAUGGAUGACCAACGAUGGAUGGACGAUCAUUUGGUACCGGAAGUUGUCGUUGAAAAUGACCGAUGGAGACAAUGA